Erigeron canadensis is the source of this 1727-nucleotide messenger RNA. RefSeq names its product beta-1,4-xylosyltransferase IRX14-like. Gene Ontology annotation, molecular function: xylosyltransferase activity; galactosylgalactosylxylosylprotein 3-beta-glucuronosyltransferase activity. Bases 1 to 1479 code for a protein of 492 amino acids. Gene Ontology annotation, biological process: plant-type secondary cell wall biogenesis; glucuronoxylan biosynthetic process. The transcript has 3 exons. The record is from RefSeq and is a predicted model, not a curated record. Gene Ontology annotation, cellular component: Golgi membrane. NCBI's taxonomy places the organism in Eukaryota, Viridiplantae, Streptophyta, Magnoliopsida, Asterales, Asteraceae.
AUGAAGUUUCAGUUACUACAACACACUCGUAUUCGAUCAAAAACGCUAUCAGCAGAUUCAUCGUCUGCAGACCCAAGCACCAAACAAUCUCCGACAACUAUACUCUGGACAAUAUUCCAUUGCUUAUGUUGUCUGAUAUCUCUGAUUCUCGGAUUCCGAUUCUCACGUUUACUUGUCUUUCUGCUUUUCACAACUUCAUCAACUUACACCACACCCUUCGCUGUCGACAUAGCACAGACCUUAACCUUCACAACUUCUAUAAAAAACAACAUUUCGUCCCAGACGACAGCAACUAGUAGUAGAGUCGUUGUGGGGCGACAUGGGAUCCGAAUAAGGCCGUGGCCACACCCGAACCCGGAUGAAGUAAUGAAAGCACAUAAGAUCAUACAAAGUGUUCAGAAUGAACAAAGGGUUCAAUAUGGGGUCAAAAACGCUAGAAGUUUGAUCGUUGUGACCCCGACUUACGUUAGAACGUUUCAAGCGUUUCAUUUGACCGGGUUGAUGCAUACAUUGAUGAACUUGCAAUAUAAUGUUGUGUGGAUUGUUGUGGAAGCUGGUGGGGUUACUAACGAGACUGCUGCGUUGCUUGCGAAAAUGGAGAAAGGUCGGGUUUUGCAUAUUGGAUUUGAGAAGAAGAUGCCGGAUUUUUGGGGUGCUAGGCAUAAGAUGGAAUCCGUAAUGCGAUUGGAGGCUUUGAGAGUUGUACGAGAAGAGAAACUCGAUGGGAUCGUGAUGUUUGCUGAUGAUAGUAAUAUGCAUAGUUUAGAGCUGUUUGACGAGAUACAAAAAGUGGAAUGGAUUGGUGCUGUUUCUGUUGGGAUUCUUGUUCAGUCCAGUCAUUCUGAAGAGGACACAUUUGAUAGUCCGAAGAAUUUGGAUAAAAUAGAUAAGAACUCGACAAUAGUUCCUGUCCAAGGUCCGGCUUGUAACUCAUCUGAUAAGUUAGUCGGGUGGCACACGUUUAAUUCUCUUUUGUAUAGACAAAAGAGGGCGAAUUACAUUGGUGAUAUGGCAGUCGUCUUGCCUAGGAAGCUGGAAUGGUGUGGGUUUGUGAUGAAUGCAAGGUUGGUUUGGGAAGAAUCAGAGUUUAGGCCAGAGUGGAUUAGGGAUUUGGAAAUGGUGGUGGCUGGUGGUGAGGAGGAUGAAAUUGAGAAUCCUUUGUCAUUUCUUGAAGAUGCUUCCAUGGUGGAGCCAUUAGGUGGUUGUGGGAAGAAAGUGAUGAUGUGGUGGAGCCGUGCUGAGGCUCGUGCUGAUAGCAAGUUUCCUGCCGGAUGGACUAUUGAUCCUCCAUUAGAGGUGACAGUGCCAGCAAAGCAAACACCAUGGCCUGAUGUACCCCUUGAACUUGCAUCUAAGAUCUCAACAAAAACUAGAUUACUAGGAUCAAGACACAGCUUACGAGAAAACAGAAAAGAAGAAGCAAAAAACACGGAUGAGCGUGUCGUGAUUAGGAGUUCAGGAGAAAGAAAUGAGAAGUAAAGAUUAUUUAGAAGAGCUGUUGAGUUAUACUUAUUGAUUGAAUACAGAUGUCCCAACAACCAUAUUUCAAGAUCCAGUUUCUCUUAUAUCCUCUCCUUCCUUUUUUUUUUGUUAAAAUUUCCAUUCGAUUCGAUUCAGUUGGUUGUUGGAACUUAAAAGAGAUUAUGUUUAUAGAUCCAUUUGGGAAAAGCUCAAUUCAUUGUAGCUAAUUGCCUUACAUAAUACAAAUGAUUUUGGCAUGGUUUUUG